Messenger RNA from Penicillium angulare, 774 nucleotides. It is a transcript of the gene mpt, whose product is annotated as putative DNA repair and transcription factor Ada. Gene Ontology annotation, molecular function: DNA-binding transcription factor activity; sequence-specific DNA binding; zinc ion binding. NCBI's taxonomy places the organism in Eukaryota, Fungi, Ascomycota, Eurotiomycetes, Eurotiales, Aspergillaceae. The transcript has a single exon. The coding region runs from base 1 to 774 and encodes 257 amino acids. Gene Ontology annotation, biological process: DNA repair; regulation of DNA-templated transcription. The record is from RefSeq and is a predicted model, not a curated record.
AUGGCGGCCUCACACACUGCCCCACGGAAAAUACCCCGCCUGAAUCGAAUCGCGGAUGCCCUCAGCUCCGCCGAGCGGUGGCAAGCAAUCACAAAACGCGACACAACAGUUAACAGCUUUGUCUACGCCGUCCUUACAACAAAGAUCUAUUGUCGCCCUUCCUGCGGUGCCCGGCUGGCCCGGCGCGCGAACGUCGAAUUCUACGAUACCCCCUCCCAAGCCGAGAAAGCAGGAUUCCGGCCCUGUAAGCGCUGUCGACCACACACGGGCGGUACAGCAGCACAAAGCAACCCACAAGCUGUGAUGGUUGAGCAGGCAUGCAAGAUUAUUCGAGAACAAGUCGCUGCAGGGCUGAAGCCCCGACUACACGACCUGGCAGUUCAUGCAGGGCUGACGCCAAGCCAUUUCCACCGGGUGUUUAAGAAGUUGCUCGGCGUUACGCCGGGGCAGUAUGUGGAUAGUAUGGUUCAGAAUGGUGUUUGUUUAUCACCUGAGACUUUGUCUGAGGGGACUUUGUCUGAAGUUGAAACAUCUAUGACCCCUUUGACGGCGAUGCCUUCGCCGCUUGGGUUUGUUGGGGACGGAAUGGAUCUGAAUUUAGAUAUUGGGCGAGGUUGCGCGCUUCCUGACGGAACCCCGGCGGCUCGGUUGGGAGAGAUUCCUCCUGGCUUUGCUGACGGUUGGAAUGAGUUUGAUGUUUUGUUGGCGGCGGAGGAAAAAGGGGGUUCAUUGGGCUCGGUCUACAUUGAUCCCCGAAUUCUUUCUGCGCCUUAA